Messenger RNA from Lasiodiplodia theobromae, 1521 nucleotides. RefSeq names its product Translation initiation protein. The coding region runs from base 1 to 1521 and encodes 506 amino acids. The record is from RefSeq and is a predicted model, not a curated record. Gene Ontology annotation, cellular component: cytoplasm. Gene Ontology annotation, molecular function: double-stranded RNA binding; tRNA binding; nucleotidyltransferase activity. The transcript has a single exon. Gene Ontology annotation, biological process: regulation of translational fidelity. Lineage: Eukaryota; Fungi; Ascomycota; Dothideomycetes; Botryosphaeriales; Botryosphaeriaceae.
AUGAGCGCGCCAGCUGCCACCGAGAACGUAACCACGUCUUGCACCACCGCCGCCACUACCACCAUGCCCUGCGAAACCAGCAUCCUGCCGGUUGAUGCCUCCAAGCUUGGCACAAUCACUCUCUCGCACCCCGAUCCGGACGCGUUGCUAGAAGACUGGGACAUCUCGUGGGCCACGUCCGGCGCCGACAUCGCGCGCCUGCAGCAGGCGGCCGCAGAGCUGCAAGACGGCAGCCUCCCCGUCGGCUUCCCUACGGAAACGGUGUACGGGCUGGGCGCCGAUGCAACCAACAGCUCCGCCGUGCGCGGCAUCUACGCGGCCAAGCAGCGGCCGGCCGACAACCCGCUGAUCGUGCACGUCGCCUCGCUGCACCAAUUGGGCUCCCUCCUGCGCCCUUCUUCCCCCUCCCCCGCCGCCGAUGACGACAAAAAGAACCCCGCGGACCUGAUACCCAAAAUCUACCACCCCCUCAUCCGGCGCUUCUGGCCGGGCCCGCUCACCUUGAUCCUGCCGCUGCCCGACGCGCCCUCGUCCACGCCGCUCGCGCCCGAGGUCACGGCCGGCCUGUCGACGUUCGGGGCGCGCAUGCCCGGCUCGCUGAUUGCGCUGCUGCUCAUCCGCCUCGCGGAUCGGCCCUUGGCCGCGCCCUCGGCCAACGCGAGCACCAAGCCUAGCCCGACCGCCGCUGAGCACGUCGCCCACGACCUGCGCGGCCGCAUCGCCACCAUCCUGGACGGCGGCCCCUGCGACGUCGGCGUCGAGAGCACCGUCGUCGAUGGCGUCAGCGGCGACACGCCGGUCAUCCUGCGGCCCGGCGGCGUAAGCAUUGACGAGUUGAGGCAGUGCGAGGGCUGGGAGAACGUGGGCGUGGCCUACAAGGACAAGGCUGAGAUGGGUAAUGGCGCGGAGAAGGGUGAGGGAAAGGAGGAGGAGGAGACGGGAGAGCCGGUGGCGAAGAAGAGGAAGAAGGAAGCGCCGCGCGCUCCGGGGAUGAAGUAUCGGCACUAUUCGCCAAAGGCGAGGGUAGUGCUGUUCGAGGCGGGCACAGGCGUGCCGAACAAGAAUUCUGUAGAGGGUUACAAGAGGGUGGGCACGAUCAGGACGAAGAAGUGGUCAAAGGGCUGUGGCCUGCCGCUUGCGCAGCAGCAGAAGGACGAUGAAACGGAGGAGCCGAAGGAGCAAGAAGCAGAUCAGAAGAGCGCAGCGCCCGCCACAAACGGUACGAAACACAGCCAGCAUUUGGGUAUUUCCAAAAUGCUCGAUACGCUCACCAUCCGCCCCGUGCCUAAGCCGCAACGGCUAGUCGCAGCGGAGGACGCCGAGCGGGAGAUCUGGGAGGUCAACCUCGGCGCCGAGACCAAAGAGAUUGCGCGGGGCCUCUUCUCGGCGCUGCGAGAGCUGGAUAGAAAGGAAGUCGACGUCAUCCUUGUCGAAGGCAUCGACGAGAGGGAGGGAGACGUGGCGGCCGCUGUGAUGAAUCGGCUACGCAAAGCGGCGGAGGUGGAGGUCAAGGGAUCAUGA